This is a messenger RNA of Oncorhynchus keta (chum salmon), 7177 nucleotides long. RefSeq names its product germ cell-specific gene 1-like protein. Gene Ontology annotation, cellular component: plasma membrane. Bases 4395 to 5141 code for a protein of 248 amino acids. NCBI's taxonomy places the organism in Eukaryota, Metazoa, Chordata, Actinopteri, Salmoniformes, Salmonidae. The transcript has 10 exons. The record is from RefSeq and is a predicted model, not a curated record.
CUUAGCAGAAACACCUUUUUGAGUUAUGAGUGUCCGUCCCUCUGCAUGUCUCCUUGAAGUUCAGUAGGGAUGCUAGUCUGUGUUUUGACAUCAUCAUGGUGUUUUGAGUACUGUACUGUAUGUUCCAUCAUGGAUGUGUGUUGUGUAAUUCUGUUUUUUUCCUUAAUGUUGAUGAAGAGCUCCUUCUUGUGGUUGGAGCCAGCUCCCUACUUUCCUGAACCCCAAGGGCUCGAUUCAAUCCAUUGCGCUGAAGAUCCGCACCACAGCAUGAUUGAAAUUUAAAGGCAAUGUUCCUGUGUUCACGGAGACUCUGCAUUCACGGUAAACACUGCAUAUGUCAGCUCAAACGGAAAUGGCCUUUUUAAAAUGGCCUUUUUAAAGGCUCAAUGCAGACAGAAAAAGUACAUAAACACAAAAAGCUUAUUUCUCUCAAAUGUUUGGCACAACAUGUUUACGGGGCUCCCGAGUGGUGCAGCAGUCUAAGGCACUGCAUCUCAGUGCUAGAGGCGACACUACAGACCCUGGUUCGAUAGUUGUAGUUGGUGAACCAGGCAAGGCAGUCAUUAGAAAAACCGAGGCUAGAGUUGAAAGCCUUGGCCAGGUCGAUGAAGACGGCUGCACAGUAUUGUCUUUUAUCGAUGGCGGUUAUGAUAUUGUUUAGUACCUUGAGUGUGGCUGAGGUGCACCCGUGACCGGCUCGGAAACCAGAUUGCACAGCGGAGAAGGUACGGUGGGAUUCGAGAUGGUCAGUGACCUGUUUGUUGACUUUGCUUUCGAAGACCUUAGAUAGGCAGGGCAGGAUGGAUAUAGGUCUUUAACAGUUGUAACAUUGCCAGCGAUGUCUUCAGGGAGCGUGCAAUUGGAAUGCUGACUGCAGGAAUGUCCACCAUGAAUCCCGGGUUUAAACACUUCUGGGCAGGCGGUGUGUAUGGUGUUGUGUGGGAGAGUGGUUUGCUGAUGUCAGUGUUGUGAACAGAGUGAUCCAUGGUGGCGGUGGGGUUAUGGUAUGGGCAGGCAUAAGCUACGGACAAUGAACACAAUUCCAUUUUAUCGAUUGCAAUUUGAAUGCACAGAGAUACCGUGACGAGAUCCUGAGGCCCUAUUGUCGUGCCAUUCAUCCCCCGCUGUCACAUCAUGUUUCAGCAUUAUAAUACACGGCCUCAUGUCACAAGGAUCUGUACUCAAUUCCCGGAAGCUGAAAAUGUCCCAGUUCUUCGAUGACCUACAUACUCACCAGACAUGUCACCCAUUGAGCAAGUUUGGGAUGCUCUGGAUCGACGUGUACGACAGCGUGUUCCAGUUCCCGCCAAUAUCCAGCAACUUCCCCCAGCCAUUGAAGAGGAGUGGGACAACAUUCCACAGGUCACAAUCAACAGCCUGAUCAACUCUAUUUGAAGGAAAUGUGUCGCAUUGCAUGAGGCUAAUGGUGGUCACACCAGUUACUGACUGGUUUACUGAUCCUCGCCCCAGUCAUGUGAAAGCCAUAGAUUAGAAUUUAUUUAAAUUGACUGAUUUCUUUAUAUGAACUGUAACUAUGUAAAAUCUUUGAAAAAUGUUGCAUGUUGCGGUUACAUGUUUUUUUCCCAGUGUAUUUUCAACCAGACUGACUAUAAGGAAAUAACACAGGUCAACUUUUUCAGGCUUUUAAAGCUGUUGUACAAUAUGAUAUAAGACACAGGCAAAACAGAAUUUUGACUACGCUGGGCCUUUACAUUUCAAUUGCGCUACAGCGCAGAUCUUCAGCGCUACGGAUUGAAUCAAGACCUUACAAGAAAUAAAAUAGUUAAAUGAUGCUAUUUAUUCAGGAUGUUCUGAGGAAAAAGAGAUGGGAGAUUUACCAUUCUGGUAAAGUUCUAUGGAAAGUCUCUGAGACUAACUACCAGGAGCAUGUCUGUGUGGGAAUAGAAUUUGUCCAGGAGUUUCUUAUUUGUGAGAUGAAAUACAUCAUGGUCCUUCUGUAGCUCAGUUGGUAGAGCAUGGCGCUUGUAACGCCAGGGUAGUGGGUUCGAUUCCCGGGACCACCCAUACGAAGAAUGUAUGCACACAUGACUGACUGUAAGUCGCUUUGGAUAAAAGCGUCUGCUAAAUGGCAUAUAUUAUCAUACGGUGUAAUUAAUAUUGAAGUGAUGUGAAGUCAUACAUUUUACUUUGAAAGUUGCUGUGGUUCUAGUACACUAUAUCUGGUACACUAUAUUCAAACUGGUGGUAUUAGGAGAGUGUGGCCAGUUCGAGAGAAAGCAGGAAGACAGGAGGGGUAAAAGAGUGGAUGAAAUGGAGGAAAAUGAGAACAGAUUGAAUGGUGUUGUCCACUGUGGAUUUAGAGUUGUAUCAAUAGAUUAAAGAAGAGGGGAGCUUAAGGCUUGGUUGAGCACCCUGACUUACUGACCAAGCGGUAUCAUGAAGAGUGACAGCCACACACUCCACAUAGGUUAGUGUGAGGGUCAACACCCUGAAUCACUGACAUGCUAUCUGAUGGAGAGGAAGAGAAGAGAGAGAGGAGACGGGUAAAGGAAUAGGAGUCCAUUAAAUACUACCACAAUCUACACUCACUACAUGAAGAACUGGAGAUAAAGAGGAAAUAAGACAGGUUGAAGAAGGUGGGUCCUUUCUCUUUCAAAUGAUCCUUACUGUCUGACGUCAAUGCUUCUGAACAUUUGAGCCAUUAUUUGUUCUAUAGGAUUAAUAGAAAAGCUAUUUUCUCCUGUAAUUGCUGACAUUUUCUAGUCCUGCUGGUCUUCCUACCGUUUCGAUUUGUAUUCUCCCAUUCUUUGUCAUUCAGUUAUAUAAUUAGGGAUGUAAUCCGUCUCAAACUACACCUGCCCUCUUGCACAGGGGUAAAACCCCAAAUAUACAUUUUCGUAAGUAUUCAGACCCUUUAGUCAGUACUUUGUUGAAGCACCUUUGGCAGCGAUUACAGCCUCGAAUCUUCUUGGGUCUGACGCUACAAGCUUGGCACAACUGUAUUUGGGGAGUUUCUCCCAUUCUUCUAUGCAGAUCCUCUCAAGCUGUCAGGUUGGAUGGGGUGCGUCUCUGCACAGCUAUAUUCGAGUCUCUCCAGAGAUAUUCUAUCGGGUUCAAGUCCGGGCUCUGGUUGGGCCACUCAAGGACAUGCCACCACCAUACUUUACCGAAGGGAUGGUGCCAGGUUUCCUCCAGACGUGACUCUUGGCAUUCAGGACAAAGAGUUCAAUCUUGGUUUCAUCAGACCAGAGAAUGUUGCUUCUCAGGGUCUGAGAGUCCUUUAGGUGCCUUUUGGCAAACUCCAGGGACGCUGUCAUGUGCCUUUUACUGAGGAGUGGCCUCCGUCUGGCCACUACCAUAAAGGCCUGAUUGGUGGAGGGCUGCAGAGAUGGUUGUCCUUCUGGAAGGUUCUCCCAUCUCCACAGAGGAACUCUCACCUCCCUGACCAAGGCCCUUCUCCCCCGAUUGCUCAGUUUGGCCGGGCGGCUAGCUCUAGUAAGAGUCUUGGUGGUUCAAAUACUUUCUUCCAUUUAAGAAUGUUGGAGGCCACUUUGUUCUUGGGGACCUUCAAUGCUGCAGACAUGUUUUGGUACCCUUCCCCAGAUCUGUGCCUCAACACAAUCCUGUCAUGGAUUUACGAACAAUUCCUUCAACCUCAUGGCUUGGUUUUUUCUCUACUUGCACUGUCAACUAUGGGACCUUAUAUACUGUAGACAGGUGUGUGCCUUUCCAAAUCAUGUCCAAUCAAUUGAAUUUACCACAGGUGGACUCCAAUCAAGUUGAAGAAACAUCUCAAGGAGCUCACCUGAGCUCAAUUUCGAGUCUCAUAGCAAAGGGGCUGAAUACUUAUGUAAAAUAAGGUAUUUCUGUUUUUUAUGUUUUAUACAUUUGCGAACCUGUUUUCGCUUUGUCAUUUUGGGGUAUUGAAUUAUUAUUUUUUUGCCUUUAUUUAACUAGGAAAGUCAGUUGAAAACAAAUUCUUAUUUACAAUAAUGGCCUACCGGAGAACAGUGGGUGAACUGCCUUGUUCAGGGGCAGAACGACAGAUUUUUACUUUGUCAGCUUGAGGAUUCAUCUACCUCAUCCCCAUAUUGUUAUUUAUUUUAUUACAUGUUUUGCUCCUUUGCACCCCAGUAUCUCUACUUGCACAUUCAUCUUCUGCACAUCUAUCACUCCAGUGUUUAAUUGCUAAAUUGUCAUUAUUUUGCCACUACGGCCUAUUUAUUUCCUAAUCUUACCUCAUUGGCACACACUAUACAUAGAUUUUUUCUAAUGUGUAACUGACUGUACUUUUGUUUAUUCCAUGUGUAACUCUGUGUUGUUUGUGUCGCACUGUUUUUUUCUUUAUCUUGGCCAGGUCGCAGUUGUAAAUGAGAACUUGUUCUCAACUGGCCAACCUGCUUAAAUAAAGGUUCCCUCUCUCUCCCUUCAUCAUGUCAUUUCUGUCCUGGGUGCGGACCCCCAAGCUCACCUUCUUCCAGACGCUAGUGUCUCUGGUCCUAGGGGCCAUGGCCCUCUUGUCGUCCUACUGGUGUGAGGGCAGUCAGAAGGUCCCCAAGCCCCUCUGCUCGGCCAACAAACUGACCAAAUGCAUACCUGUGCCUGGGGUCUCGCAUAACUCCACCUCCAUCCAGUUCUCCUGGGAGACGGGGGACGACCGCUUCGUCUUCCCUGCCUUCCAUGCAGGCAUGUGGAUGAGCUGUGAGGAGAACAUCUACACUGACGCCUGGGAGGAAAAGUGUCGCAGUUUUCUUUCUUUAACUCCAGGGGGUGAAAAAGGAAUGUUGUGGUUGUCGGUGUCAAUGGAGCUCAUGUAUGUUGGGCUGCUGUGUAUCAGCUGUGUGCUGCUGUCUCUUCAGUUGUGUCUGGAUGCCUUUUGGCCCUCACAGAUCUGGGGACAGCUCCUCAAUGCCUACUCUGCAGUCUUCACUAUAUUAGGAGGGUUACUGGGAAUGGUGGCUCACAUGAUGUUCAUGCAGGUGUUUCAGACUACUGCCUCUAUGGGUCCAGAGGACUUCAAACCACACAGCUAUGGCUACUCCUGGGGCUUUUAUGUGGCAUGGCUGGCCUUUACCUGCUGCAUGUUGUCAGGAGUCUCCACCCUCAACAACUACACCAAGAAGACUGUAAUGGAGCGUAGGCGCAAAGCCCGCCUGUACCCCCUCGAUUCCCUGACAUAGAGCCCCUGCUAGCCCCGGCCCCCUACUACUGCCCUCCGCCCCCUCACCCCUGUAUGUCCUCACCAUCCCCAGAACUCUCACCCCUGUCACCCUACUAUGACUCCCCUUCGCCACCCCCAACCUCAUCACCCCGUCCACUCACCCACUCCCUCCCCCACUGCUACACACUCCCCCACCCUGAAUACUUCCCACCUCCCCCGUCCCACCCUGCUCCCCUGUCCCCCUAUCACCGCCACUCCCUCCCCUCCAUCACUCUACCCCUGUCCGUCCACAGUUACACACCCCAGUACUACUCAGAGGACAGGGGCAGAGAGAUGGAGGAAGAGGGGAGGGAGUACUCAGAUGAGGAGUACAGCCCACUUUGACUGUAUGUGUGUGAUACUUACCUAUGAGCCAACAUGCAUUUGGAUUUUGACAGAGCAAAUCAGUGUGAAGUAGUCUGAAGCUCUCUGUCCAAACUUGUAUACAUGCUGUAAAUAACACUUUGUGAAAAUGUGCAAAAUGAUUUCAUUCACAGACUAGUAUGCCUUCUGUCAGUUUCACUGUGGUGCCCCUCUACCAGUGACUAGGUAUCAUUCAUCUUCCUGCAAUCGGUCCUCCUUCACCAAUUAUGAUUAAUAUUGAAUUGUUUAGCAUUGACAGGAGAAAUUAGAUUUAAAUCAGGUUUUAAUACAAAUUAUUAUCAUACUGAUAAUAGUAACAAAAAUAAAAUUGCAUUAGACAUACAAAGCACAAUGUGUAACCAAACAUGUUCAUAUUUACACAUCUCAAUGUGCAGCGAGCAAAUAUGCUCUGUCAGAUUUCAAGGCACUCAAGAUCUAUCCGUCUGUCUGUCAGUCCAUGGGUGUGUCUGGGGUGGUUGAUUCAGACAAACGGAAGUUAACCUACACAAUAAGACUAAUGGUACAAAGCAUAAAAUAAUGACAUAACUAAAAAGGGGAGUGGUCCAUUUAGCAGUGAGGAUAGUACUAAUGUUCCAUUCAAUGUAUGGACAUUGGCAAAUACAUCAUAUUUUUGUCUUAUUCAGCACACUACAGUAGGGCUGUAAGUCAAACGGGGUAAUGAUCGUUGACAGUUUCUCAAAUUGGAUUCUGUUUGCGGCACUAGUCAAUUCAUUCUUCUGGUUUUGAGAGUUUUGGCCUUGUUUUAUUAUGAGCCUAAUUGAGAAAUAAAUCAAAUGUAAGCAAGAAUAGUUCAGGACUAUGAUUCUGAAAUAAUGAGAUACUGUCAGUCUAUACUCUCUGACUCCCCUAUACCUUCAACAAAUAUGAGGGCUGUAAAAGUUUCAUUCACUUUAAAAAUGUUGUCCCACUUUAUAUUGAAAACUAAACAUGGACUUGGUAAUAUGUGGGCAGGACAGGUAGGUUAUUACUAUGUGGGCAGGACAGGUAGGUUAUUACUAUGUGGGCAGGACAGGUAGGUUAUUACUAUGUGGGCAGGACAGGUAGGUUAUUACUAUGUGGGCAGGACAGGUAGGUUAUUACUAUGUGGGCAGGAUAGGUAGGUUAUUACUAUGUGGGCAGGACAGGUAGGUUAUUACUAUGUGGGCAGGACAGGUAGGUUAUUACUAUGUGGGCAGGACAGGUAGGUUAUUACUAUGUGGGCAGGACAGGUAGGUUAUUACUAUGUGGGCAGGACAGGUAGGUUAUUACUAUGUGGGCAGGACAGGUAGGUUAUUACUAUGUGGGCAGGACAGGUAGGUUAUUACUAUGUGGGCAGGACAGGUAGGUUAUUACUAUGUGGGCAGGACAGGUAGGUUAUUACUAUGUGGGCAGGACAGGUAGGUUAUAACUGUGGGCAGGACAGGUACGUUAUAACUGUGGGCAGAACAGGUACGUUAUAACUGUGGGCAGAACAGGUACGUUAUAACUGUGGGCAGAACAGGUACGUUAUAACUGUGGGCAGGACAGGUAAGUUAUAACUGUGGGCAGAACAGGUAAGUUAUAACUGUGGGCAGAACAGGUAAGUUAUAACUGUGGGCAGAACAGGUAAGUUAUAACUGUGGGCAGAACAGGUAAGUUAUUACAAUAUGUUUA